This is a messenger RNA of Cydia strobilella, 2357 nucleotides long. RefSeq names its product ras-related and estrogen-regulated growth inhibitor-like protein. Bases 193 to 828 code for a protein of 211 amino acids. Lineage: Eukaryota; Metazoa; Arthropoda; Insecta; Lepidoptera; Tortricidae. Gene Ontology annotation, molecular function: GTPase activity; GTP binding. The record is from RefSeq and is a predicted model, not a curated record. The transcript is spliced from 6 exons.
CCAAUUUUUGUUUGACGCCAGUCGCUCGCAGGCAGGUGCGUGGAGCGCGCGUGCGUUAAACAACUUUGUGCAACAGCUGAUUUUGGCGCCAACGCGAUCUUACACACGAUCAAGAAACAUAACCUAACAAAGUUUGUUAAUAAAUUCAAGUUUUACAUUAGCACUGUGUUAGUGUAAAGUGUACAAAGACUAAUGAAGAUGACAGUUAAUCGAAUAAGAGUUGUGGUGCUUGGCAGCGCUCGUUGCGGGAAAUCGGCCGUGGUGGUUCGUUACCUAACAAAGCGUUAUAUCGGCGAAUACAGCUCCACCGGCGAUUUCCUGUAUCAGCACAGAGUCGCAUUCGAUGGCGCGACAUCGGAAGUGGAGAUUUUAGAUACUUGUGGUUGCGCGAAGCGCGGCUGUUUAGCAGAACAUCUCCGAUGGGGUGACGCUUUCGCGAUAGUGUACUCCGUGUGCGACCGGCGGUCGUUCCUGGCAGCUGCAGAGCUCCUUGCCUUGCUGGAGCGAACUAGACUACCCGGUUGCACUGCUGUGACGUUGUUAGGAAAUAAGCGGGACUUGGAACAUGCGAGAGCCGUGAAAGCCGAGGAGGGUCAGGAGCUAUCGCUGCGGUUCGGGUGCCAGUUCUACGAGGUGUCGGCGGCGGAGUCGUGCGCGGGCGCGGCGCUCGGCUUCCACGCGCUGCUGCGCGAGGCGCGCGCGCUCGCGCUGCUGCUGCCCUCGCCCCGGCGCAAGCUCGCCGCCUAUUCUGUUUCUAAAGUAAUCGGCUCUAUCCUUGGGCUAAGCAACAAGAGCGUCCGAAAGAAACGUCCAUCCCUGAGCAUAUGAAGCAUUGGUUUGCGCUUCGCGGAUCUUGUUCACUCCUGGAGGAGUUUGUUGACCGUCUACGGCAGGCCUGUCUCGAUGGAGAGAUGACAAAAGAAUUUCUGGACAGAUGAGAUGUCAGCGAAACCAGAAUGCAUUGAUGCAAAACUCUGAUUGUACUUUCCAAUAACAGAUCUUAAUUGUUGGUUUCAAUUUUGUAACAAUCGAAUGAACAAAGUAUGAUGUGAGUUAAGUAUGUCUAGUUCUCAUAAAACUAGCUUUUGAAUUCGAAUGAACUUGUUUUUAUUUUAUUCAAUGUGAUAAUUUAUUUACUUACUUAAAUAUGAUUUAUAAAAGACAUUGGUUUGUGUGAUUUUUUGCAAUUGUUUACCGAUAUUUAUUUCAAUCUGAUAUUAAAGUAUUUAUUUAGAUAGCAUUAAUAUUAUUCUGGUAAGUUUAAAUAAACAUUUACAGAGGGUUUAUAUAUUUUUUUAAACCUACUCAAUUUUGUGGAUGUUUUUAAAUAUGUACACCGAUAUACGUUGUCAAAACAAGCGCGGGACAAAACGAUCUUAUCUGACUUUUAAACUUUUCGUUACCCGGUCAUGAUGAUUGCUUCAGCUAUUAUGGUAACUAUUACACACGUCGUAAACAACACAUUUAAAUCUAACAACAAACAAUAACAGUCGAUCUAGAAUUAGUUUUGUCUCUGAUUACCUCUGAAAGUUCUAACGGAUAUGGGGGUAAAGUUAAUACUAGUAGUACACAUGCGAAAACAUUUGAUAUGGGAAUUAGAUAAGGGAAACACCCCUAUAAUGGACAUGGCAUAAAUAGUGAAACGUAAACCACCAAUCAUAUAAAAUAAGUAUUUAACAUCAGUUUUUAAAUAACACUGGCAACCAGUUUACCACAACCAAGAAUUAUAGAGCUGCUUAAGAUUUCAUUAAUUUGCCCACGACUGGAGAAAAAACAUAGUUUUAAUUUGUUAAUUAUAUUGUAACCAAUUGCAGUAUUUUUUUAUUAAACGCGUUAAAAAACUAAUAGGACAUUCAACUUUAACUCGCUAAUCGGUAGGAAUUUUACAGGUUUCAGAGAAAUGAUUAAAAUACUCCAAGUUUUCUCUUAAAUGUAUCAUGAUGGUGCUGUAAAAUAGCAAGAGUCACUUUAACUAGAUACUCCUUGAUUUAUUGACAACUCCUUCAUUUUACUCCUUUUAAGUAUUUAACAUACUAUGCUACACUCGUACGUAAGUGAAGUAAGAGACGAAACUGAAGUAGAUGAACAAAAGUGAGUCAUUGUAGGAGAAAUUGUUGUACAUAAUUAAUUAUAGGUAUUUGUAUUAUUUUAAAUUCGUCGACAUGUUUACGUAUAUGGUUCCAACGUAUAAAAGUGCCUAAAAUACAUGUUAGAAAUAAGACUGUCCCUGGACCAUUAGUAUAAGUGUUAAUUGAUUGAUUGUAAAUUAAAUACCUAUUUAAAUUUAAGAGGUAAAUGUGCCAUGAUAUUUUCACUUGAUAUUAAGUAGGUAUCUUGUUUAAUAAAAUUAUUCAAAU